AUGGCAUCGCGGCCUGAGAGCAAGUCUGAGGCAGAGGCUCUUGUUCCUCAAUUCCAACUUGAAAGGGUAUUAAAUCAAGACCAACAUGGUCGGCGAAUAUCUGUGCUGGGCACGAUUGCCUCCCAACCGGCACUUAUCAUUCUUGAACGGGCGGCAUUCCCUACGGAGCCCGAGCUCAUCUCGAGUCUCCUGGAGUCUCUUACAAACACGAAAAAUCUCGGCGCAAACGACAUUUACAGGUGGUAUAUGGCCAACCGGACCGUCAAGCCAUCAUCUACUCUGACGACUCUUACUUCGACCACGGCAUCGUCCAACGACGGCCACUCAAGCUCAGAUCCCAAAGUCCCGGACCUGAAACUCAACCUCAUCUACCCAUGCACACCUCAACAUAUCCGGAAAUACUCGUCACAGCGGAUACGCAUGGUCACCGAGACCCCCAAGAUUUACGCCACGCAUAUCAAGCCAUAUAUUUCGCGUCAACGAGCCGCCGGCCGGCUGGACUGGGUGUUCAACAUCCUCGAAGGCCGGACUGAACAAGAGGACGUCAUCGCGCGCUAUGACUGGGAUUCACCCUCCAAUUCAGGCUUUUUACUGCUGCCGGAUCUGAACUGGGACCGCAAAACAGUCCAAGGCAUGCACCUGCUGGCCCUGGUGCAGCGGCGUGACAUUUGGUCUCUGCGUGACUUGAAGAAGAAGCAUGUCCCCUGGCUCAAGAGCGUCCGUGACCAAGUCGUCACCGCGGCGACCAAGGUUUUCGAGCCCGGCCAGGUCGACCGGGAUGAAGUCAAGUGUUAUGUUCAUUACCAGCCGACUUACUAUCAUUUUCAUAUCCAUGCCGUGCAUGUCAUGCUGGAAGCCGGCACGACACAGAGUGUCGGCAAAGCGUUUGGGCUAGGUAAUAUCAUUUCGCAGCUCGAGACGAUGCAAGGGGACGAGGAAACGGGUAUGGAUUCGGUUGAUCUGCUCUACUUCGUGGGCGAGGAACACGAGUUGUGGAAACGGUGUUUCGGCCGGCUGAAGAACGGUGAGCCGGUCGAUCUGAAAUAG
Messenger RNA from Exophiala dermatitidis NIH/UT8656, 1047 nucleotides. RefSeq lists its product as uncharacterized. The coding region runs from base 1 to 1047 and encodes 348 amino acids. Gene Ontology annotation, biological process: deadenylation-dependent decapping of nuclear-transcribed mRNA. The transcript has 2 exons. Gene Ontology annotation, cellular component: P-body; nucleus. Gene Ontology annotation, molecular function: RNA 7-methylguanosine cap binding; hydrolase activity. NCBI's taxonomy places the organism in Eukaryota, Fungi, Ascomycota, Eurotiomycetes, Chaetothyriales, Herpotrichiellaceae. The record is from RefSeq and is a predicted model, not a curated record.